Molecule: messenger RNA, 1188 nt
Organism: Protobothrops mucrosquamatus (brown spotted pit viper)
Lineage: Eukaryota; Metazoa; Chordata; Lepidosauria; Squamata; Viperidae
Gene: ZNF365
Product: zinc finger protein 365
Exons: 4
Coding region: 1-1188 (395 amino acids)
Biological process (GO): regulation of DNA strand resection involved in replication fork processing; regulation of neuron projection development; regulation of double-strand break repair via homologous recombination
Cellular component (GO): centriolar satellite
Source: RefSeq, a predicted model, not a curated record
AUGCAACAGAAGGCCUUUGAGGACAGCAAACCCACGUGGGAGGAGUCGCUGGAAGAUGCAGGGGCCCGGAGGCCCUUCCGCUGCCCCCGGUGUGGGGAUCACGCCCGGUUCAGGAGCUUGUCCUCCCUGAGGGCCCAUCUGGAGUACAGCCACGCUUUCGAAGACCGAAGCCUACGGCCCUCGGGAGGCCUCUUCUCUCCCCUCAAGGGGGGCCGGGGCUCCUCCUCCUCCUCCCGCCCCCAGACCCAGGGCACCUUCCGGGAUGGGGGCAGCCGUGGCAUCCUGAAGCCACGGCUCUCCUACCUGAACUUCUGCGAGCCGGAAGACCCGCUGCCCAGGAGGCCUCUGGCCGGGGAGGCGGAAUGGCCGGCCGACCUGGGCUCCGGCCACGCCUCAGCCGAGCCGGCCUGGGACCCCGCCUGGAAGGCCGUGGAGCCCGGCGCUUCCUUCGAGGCCCACGUGCGGGAAAAGUUCAACCACAUGGUGGAAGCCGUCGACCAGACCAUCGAGAGGCAGAUGGAGAACCUCUCCCGGGAGCUCUCCCGAAAGACGGCCCAGCUCCUGGAGGUCCGGGCGGCCUUUGUGCAGCUCUCCCAGAAGAAGCAGGAGGUGCAGCGGCGCGAGAGGGCCCUGAACCAGCAGGUGGACGUGGCGGUGGAGAUGAUCGCGGUGCUGCAGCAGCGGCUCACCGAGUCGGAGGAGCAGCUGCACCGCAAGGAGGAGGAGGUCGUCACCUUUAAUCACUUCCUGGAGGAAGCGGCCGAGAAGGAGGUCCGCGGGAAAGCCCGGCUGGAGCGCUUCAUCGAGAACCUGCUGCAGAGGGUCGACCAGGCGGAGAAGCAGCUGGAGAGGUUCCAGCAUCAGCAUCUGCUGGGCAGCUCCGGAGACCUCGGCGAACAUCUGUUUACAGAUCUGUCAUCUCUCAAGAAAGCCAGAUGCCUCUGGGGGUACCCACACAGUUUUUGUAGCCCCCCUGACCCCAAACCUCACUCGCUUCAGAAAGGGCGGCUCUUCCUGAAGAAAGCCAAGGAUGACAGACUCGGAGGUGGCGUCAAGUGGUUGUGUGAACCUGCGGACGGCUGCCGGGACCUUGGGAGGCCCCAGAAGAAGGCAGAGGGAGCCAACCACAUUGCCCGAAAGGUGAACGCAAAAUCAAAAAUGGGCAAAAAGAGCAAACCGCUUUACUGA